Telopea speciosissima is the source of this 3468-nucleotide messenger RNA. RefSeq names its product disease resistance protein RGA2-like. The coding region runs from base 1 to 3468 and encodes 1155 amino acids. Gene Ontology annotation, biological process: defense response to other organism. NCBI's taxonomy places the organism in Eukaryota, Viridiplantae, Streptophyta, Magnoliopsida, Proteales, Proteaceae. Gene Ontology annotation, molecular function: ADP binding. The record is from RefSeq and is a predicted model, not a curated record. The transcript has 4 exons.
AUGAGUUUCUAUAGGUGUCCAAAGCUCAAGAAGUUGCCUCAUGCAGGAGGACUAAGCAGACUCACCGCACUCAAAAAUCUUCGUCUUGGGGAUGAAAUGGAAGGGUUGAUGCAAUUUCUGGAUGAGACAGAGACUCUACCUCCAAAUCUUAAUCGCUUUUAUAUCCAUGAUUGUAAAUCACUACCCAAGGGGUUGAGAAACCUGUCCUCACUGAAACGUUUGGAAGUUAGUCACGCUUUUAAAGCCCUCUACAGCCGGGAGGAGCUCCCCGCAAAUGCCAUCGUUAUUAAAAGAAGUUGGUAUCCUUUUAAGGGCGAAGGUAUGGAAACAAGUAGGGAUGACAUAUUUGUAACCCAUCAUGUAGCAGUCUUGCUUGACAAAUUAUCCUCACAGGCAUUAAUAGAUUUUGGAUUGGUAUGGUGUGCGAAAAGUGAGCUACGUGCACUCUCAGAUCUUUUUGGGAAAAUUCAAAAAUUGCUCAGGUUUGCAGAGAAAGCUCAAGCAAGGAAUAUCUUGGUGAAAGACUGCCUCCGGAAUCUCAGAGAAGUUGCUUACCGAGCUGAGGACAUAUUGGAUGAGUUCAUCUAUGAAGCUUGUAAGGAAAAAGAUGAAAGAUAUGGAAGUGGAAAGGUACGUUUGCACUUCCCCUCUAACUUAAAAGCAGAUGGUCUUUUACGGAAGCAAGAAAUCGUGCCUCUUAUAAAUGAUGAACUCAUAAAGAAACUGGAGGAGAUUGAGAAGAAACUUGAAGACCUCUAUCUCAGAGAGUCAUCAGGAAAUCAGAAAUCACAUGGUGGUGGUGUGAUUGAUGAAAUAUUAGAUACUAGGCCAAAGAGUGGUUCUCUAGUUGAUGAACCUCUUACUUUGGGGAGGAAGGGAGAUGUAGUAGCAAUAAAAAAUAAGUUGUUGUCAAAUCCAAAGAAAAACCAAAAACAGGUUUCUGUUAUUGCCAUUGUUGGAUUGGGGGGCAUAGGCAAGACAACUCUAGCCCAGCUUGCUUAUAAUGAUCCUGAUGUAAAGAAACAUUUUGAAAGAAGCGCUUGGGUUUGUGUGUCUACUAAUUUUAGUGCUGUGAGAUUGAUCUCUGCAAUUCUAGAGUCCUUGACUGGGGAAAAUCCUAACUUGAGCUACCUAGAACCACUUCAACAUAAGUUGAGAGAUCAAUUAAAGGGGAAACGAGUUUUAAUCAUCUUAGAUGAUGUUUGGACUGAAAAGGAAAGCGAUUGGAUAUCUCUGAGAGUUGCAUUCUCGGCAGCAGGGGAAGGAAGUAGAAUAAUAGUAACAACUCGAAGUAGAAGAGUUUCAUCAAUGAUGCACCCCAUGUAUAUCCUUGAUCUAAAAAUUUUAACUGAUGAAGAGUGUUGGUCAAUAAUGGAAAGGCACAUAUCUUUAAAUUAUUGCUCUAUUGCUCCCAGCCUGGAAGAAGUGGGUAGGAAGAUUGCGAGGAAGUGCAAAGGAUUGCCCUUGGCAGCAAGUACGCUUGCAGGCCUUUUAAGCUCUAGUUCAGAUUUAAACCAUUGGGAAGAAGUCUUGAAUAGUUCCAUGUGGGACUUAGAAGAGAGCGAUUUGCCGGCUGCACUAAGUCUAAGCUAUUAUUUUCUUCCCAUACAUUUGAAGCAGUGUUUUGCUUAUUGCUCUGUUUUUCCUAAAGAUUAUAUAUUCAAGAAGCAACAUCUCAUUCAACUGUGGAUCGCAGAAGGUUUUAUUAGAAGGAACACUACAAGAAUGAAAGACAAAGCAGGUGGCCAAUAUUUUGAUGAUUUGCUGCAGAGGUCUUUCUUUCAGCGAAAAUCUUAUGUGGAUGGAUUUGUAAUGCAUGACCUUGUACAUGAUUUAGCACAAGCAGUUUCAGGAGAGUUGUAUGGUAGAUUUGAAUACGGGAUGAAAUCGAGCCGUAACUUCAAAGAGACCCGUUAUUCGUCCAUGAGUUGUGUAAAUUCCAUAAACAGGGACAAAAAUCAUGAUCAGAAGAGGUUGUCCACAUUGAUAAAUGUAGAUGGUUAUUCUUGUUCCCACCGCAAUUGCCUUACUGAUACUUUUGGAAGACUGAGAUACUUACGUGUCUUAGAUUUGUAUGCUUCUAAAAUUACGAUGCUUCCAGACGAUAUUGGUGAUUUGAAAUGCCUACACUAUAUUAACCUCUCAUUUGCUCGUGACAUAGAACGAUUACCGGAGUCAUUGUGCGAUCUUUUCAAUCUACAGUCGCUGAUACUCCGUUAUUCCGGAAUACGUGAGUUACCUAGAGGUAUGAAGUAUCUACGCAAUCUCCAGCAUCUAGAUGUUUAUGGGUGCAUAUACUUACUUUCCAUGCCACAAGGAAUUGGGAGAUUAAGUAGUCUCAAGACUUUGUCAGAGUUUACUGUCUCAAAAGAUGAUAACGGUCGUGGGAUAAGAGAGCUGAAGGAGCUGAGGCAGCUUGAGGGUGCACUUUCAGUCUGCUCACUACAGAAUGUGAUUCAUCCUCUGGAUGCUCGGGAAGCUGAUUUGAUGAGUAAGCCAAAAGUUGAUGAGUUAACUUUUAGAUGGGAUUACAGUAUUAGUGGUGAUAAAGAAGUAGAGGUUUUAGAAAGUUUACAACCUCACACUGAUCAGCUGAGGAGUUUACGUAUCUUCGAAUACAGUGGGUUAACAUUUCCAAGAUGGUUGAUGAUCGAUUUGCCAAGCUACAACAAGCUAGUCUCUCUGACACUCUUCUACUGCUGCAAAUGCCAAGUCCUCCCUCCGAUUGGAAAGCUACCCCUAUUGGAAUCUCUAUGCUUGGUAAAAAUGAUGAAGUUGGAAGAGUGGUCAUCUAGCAGCUGUAGAGGGGAAGAAAGUAGUGAUGAAUUCCCUAGCCUCCGAUAUGUAACCAUUUCAGACUGUCCAGAACUGAGGAUACUACCACAGCCGUUUCUGUCAAGUUCGAGACUAUGUAGAUUGAGUUUCUAUAGGUGUCCAAAGCUCAGGAUGUUGCCUCAUGGAGGAGGACUAAGCAGACUCACCUCACUCAAAAAUCUUCGUUUUGGGGAUGAGAUGGAAGGGUUGAUGGAAUUUCUGAAUGAGACAGAGACAGAGAGUCUACCUCCAAAUCUUAAUCGCCUUUAUAUCCAGGAUUGUAAAUCGCUCCCCAAGAGAUUGAGAAACCUGUCUUCAUUGGAACAUCUGGAAGUUAGUCACGCUUUUAAAGCCCACUACAGCCCGGAGGAGCUCCCCACAAAUGUCAUCGUUACUAAAAGAAGUUGCUAUCCUUUUAAGGUCUUCAAUGGCAACACUGACCCUGUUUGUGAAGGUGUGCAGAGGCUAAAAGACUACAAAUCGAUGGUGUUCCUUUCUCACCUUCUGCGAAGUAGGAGCAGAGUUGUAGGGGAUGGGGCAGCACUGGAGGGAAUAAUAGCACAAACAAUGGUGCGCUUGGAAGUGGGCUUGUCGGUGGGCUUGGCAGUGGGCUUGCGUGAAGAUUUUGAUGAGAUUUUGCAUCCAAUGACGUAA